GUAGCCUGUGGAAGUUUCUUUGAAAAAUUAAUAUAGAAAUAGCUUUUAAGAAUAAUAAUUAUUAAUCUACAAUAUAGAAAUAAUUCACCAACUCUAUUGUUGGAUAUUCGAAAAACAUGUUUUUUUUUAUACCGAUUAAUAUUAUCAAAGAAUUGUUGUUGCAAUGCCAUGCCAUGCAACGUCGACAUGCACCAAGACGGAAUUUGAAAAAAAAUCCACCCGUAUUUCUGCGGUUCGCUCGGUAUAUAAAGCAGAAAACGAGAAAAGGCGCGCAUGAUUUCUUGAAAAUCAAUAAUUUCCCCCGAAUUGUGUGGUGUCGGAUUUCAUUCAUGAAUCCGGCGUCGCUCCCUCCAUCCCGUUACGCAAUCCACCCUAAUCAUUUGCGUGAGAAACGGUGUCCUGCGGGAUGCUCCAUCUCGGACCGCGACUCUUCCGGAUUUUUUUUUAAACUGACACCGGCUGAUUUCCGAGACGCGAUGGCGACGAGAGGCGUCGUCGGUGAAAAUAGUUAUAUUUUGGACGCGAGACGGCAGUUUUCCGAAGAUAGGGGUAGCAGCAUAGAUUCGCACGAAAAUGCCUUCGACGACAUGAAGCAGCUAAUAAACGAGGACGAGAACGAGCAGAAAUCUUCCUUACCAUCGGCCAGCUUUAACUUCAUCAAUUCAAUUAUCGGCAGCGGAGUAAUAGGAAUCCCGUACGCGCUCCACGAAGCGGGGUUCGGUUUCGGCCUGUUUCUUUUGGUAUUCGUCGCCUACGUCACAGACUACUCCCUAAUUCUGAUGAUCAAAGCGGGUCACAUAAGCGGCAGAUUUUCCUAUCAGGGAAUCAUGGAGGCUGCAUUCGGAAGACCCGGGUAUUACUUACUGGGCGCGUUGCAGUUUUUCUACCCCUUUAUCGCUAUGGUAUCGUACAACGUGGUGGUGGGGGACACGGUGACCAAAGUAAUAAUAAGACUAGUUGGUUUGUCGCCGCACAACAUCUUCGCCAAACGGCAAGUGAUAGUUUUGAUAGCGACCGUUUUCAUUACCGUCCCGUUGUGUUUGUACCGGGACAUCAGCAAGUUGGCCAAAAUAUCCUUCUUCAGUCUGGUCUGUAUCGGAUUCAUCCUGUUUUCCAUCCUGCUGCGGAUCGGGAAGAUGAGCGAGAUCGUCCCAAAGCACCAGGAAUCCUGGAGGUUUUUCAACCAGGAUAUCAUCCCGGCGAUAGGGAUCAUGGCGUUCGCGUUUAUGUGCCACCACAACACGUUCCUCAUCUACAGCUCGAUAGCCGAUGCCUCGCAGAAAAAAUGGGAGACUGUGACUCACGCGUCCAUCUUGACCAGUCUGGUGGUCGCAUGCCUAUUCGGGAUCGCGGGGUACGCCACGUUUAAAGCGCACUCACAAGGCGAUUUGCUGGAAAACUACUGCUGGGAUGACGACUUGAUGAACGUCAGCCGCCUGCUGUUCAGCGUCCAAAUCCUGCUUACGUAUCCGAUAGAAUGUUUCGUCUCACGGGAGGUGAUCGAAAACACGGUGUUGGGCAGGGAUCCUAACGUGCCAAUCUCCGAAAAAGUCCACUACGGCCUAACCCUAUCAAUAAUCGUUACGACCUAUUUGAUAUCCAUGGCCACAGACUGUCUCGGAGUAGUGUUGGAGUUAAACGGGGUGCUGGCGGCGGUACCAUUAGCCUACGUGUUGCCCGCCCUUUGUUAUCUCCGUCUCGAGGAAGGUUUCGUCCUGAACCGGAACAAGCUGCCUGCCCUCGGAGUGGCCAUUUUCGGAACGACGGUCGCCGCUUUGGGCGUCAUUUUUCUCUUUCUCGAUAUCGACAAAGUGAACGAAUGCUCGCACGAUAGCGAGAUGCCUUACUGCGCCAUCGCCGAGGCUGUUAACAAUACCGCUUCCGACAAUAUAUUGAGUACCGUUACUACACAUAUGUAAUUUCACUCACAAAU
This is a messenger RNA of Cylas formicarius (sweet potato weevil), 1933 nucleotides long. RefSeq names its product putative sodium-coupled neutral amino acid transporter 11. Gene Ontology annotation, biological process: amino acid transmembrane transport. The record is from RefSeq and is a predicted model, not a curated record. Lineage: Eukaryota; Metazoa; Arthropoda; Insecta; Coleoptera; Brentidae. Gene Ontology annotation, molecular function: amino acid transmembrane transporter activity. The coding region runs from base 117 to 1919 and encodes 600 amino acids. The transcript has 9 exons.